CUUUUCAUAACCUAUGUCUUGCUUAUUUAUUCUUGGCAAUUAUAAAAGUCUAUUAGAUUUUAUUGGUUGUAAAUAAGUAAUUUUAAAAAUAAACGAUGUGAUAUUAAUUUUGUUUAGUCCUAAGAAUGGAAGAGCAGUCUUUAAGAGAUUCGUUAAAUACUUAUAAGAAACAGUUGGUCCAAGUUAAUUUGGCAAUAUCUACGUUUGAAGAUGGAAAAGAUAAAGAAGAUUUGUUUUCGCUUAAAAACAACUUAGAACAACUCAUUCAACUUACAAAGGAAAGUUUUCAACAACUUGAAAACUUAACUGCAUCAACAUCCUCUUCGAGUGACACUAGCACUUCCUUUGACUGCGAAUAUGCUUUAUUUAUGUCAGAAAUGGAAAAGGACGGAGUGCUACUAGAAAGUAAUGAAACAAGUAGCAGUAAAAUCUUAAAUAUUGAAGAUGAAUUAAAAGCAAUUGAGGGAAUGAAGUGUAAGGCUCCUCAUAAACAUCAAUGGGGUGAUGUUAUUUAUCACAAUGCCCUUAUUUGCUCUGUUGUAGCAUGUGAAAAUUAUUCCAGUAUGGAUGAUAUUGAAGUCAAAGUAAUGUUUAUAAAUCCCACACAUGAGGAGAUGCUGCCAUGUCCCUAUCUUUUAGAAUCAUCUUGUAAAUUUGAUGACGAGAAGUGUAAAUAUUCUCAUGGAGAAGUUGUAGCUUUUUCAUGUUUAAAGGAGUACAUUGAGCCGAAAUUUGAACUGCUAACAAAUGGGAGCAAAGUACUGGCUAAACAGAAAAAU
This is a messenger RNA of Agrilus planipennis (emerald ash borer), 779 nucleotides long. RefSeq names its product zinc finger CCCH-type with G patch domain-containing protein-like. The annotation marks the transcript as partial. The record is from RefSeq and is a predicted model, not a curated record. The transcript is spliced from 4 exons. NCBI's taxonomy places the organism in Eukaryota, Metazoa, Arthropoda, Insecta, Coleoptera, Buprestidae. Gene Ontology annotation, molecular function: RNA polymerase II cis-regulatory region sequence-specific DNA binding; metal ion binding; DNA-binding transcription factor activity, RNA polymerase II-specific. Gene Ontology annotation, biological process: negative regulation of DNA-templated transcription; regulation of transcription by RNA polymerase II. Gene Ontology annotation, cellular component: nucleus.